AUUAAAUCGUUUAAAUUAAAAUGACCAUUAUUUUAGUAUAUCUUGCAGCAGUGAUGCUCACAGCACUAGGCAUCUUAAUUGCAUAUAGAAAGUGCAUACUUCGUUCCAAAGCCAUACCAAAAAUUUGGGGAGUUCCCAUUUUAGGAAUACUUAUGCAUCUAAAGAGCUACGACUAUCAAAAAAUACUCACCAAUGUCCUAAGAAACAAAGGAAAAAUUUGCGCUGUUCAAUUGGGGUCGUACGAAUGUUUAUGGCUAAAUGAUCAUAAAGUAAUUCGCGAGGCCUGGAGCAACCCUGCUUGUUGUGGAAGACCAAAAAUGCAAGGAAUCGUUGACAGAACUGCUGGGUUUUUAGGAGGAAUAAUAUUCAACGAGGGACAGGACUUUAAGGAACAGCGGAGUUUUACCGUCUCUCACUUGAAAGACUUGGGACUAGGCAAACAGUGCAUGGAGGGCGUUAUUAGUUCAGAAGUGGACACAGUUAUCGAAACAUUAGUUCAAACUAAGGGCCAGCCCCUCUCCACUCGUCACUUGUUUAAUGUGGCAUCGCUCAAUGUUCUAUGGGGGAUUAUCAGUGGGGACAGAUAUCGGCAUGAUGAUCCAGCUUUGAAUAAUUUAGUGGAAUCUAUCACAAGAAACAUGGAACUUCAGGGUGGUGCAAUGGUUGGAUUUUUUAUUCCAUGGCUAGCACAUUGGUUUCCAAAUCUAGUCGGAUGGACAUCGUAUUUAUCUGAUGCUAAUAAGGUGUUCAAGUUUUGGCGACAAUUUGCUAAACGCAGAAUUAAAUCUUUUGAAAUGGCUGACAAGGGGCAUGGACCAACUUGCUUUGUGGACAUGUAUAUUCAGCACGUUAAACAGUGCAAGUCACUGACAUCAAGCUUUUUCGGAGACAAAGGAGAACUUUCACUAGCCUCAACUUUGCAAGAUUUAUUCAUUGCUGGAACCGAAACUACUUCAGCCACACUUUCUUGGCUCAUGCUACACCUCGCAGUGUUUCAAAAUUAUCAGGAAAAUAUUUAUCAAGAAAUUUGCCAUGUCGUUGGUGACAGAAAACCGUCCUUGGGUGACAGGAGAAAAAUGCUGCUGACGGAAGCUUUCAUCUCAGAGACGAUGCGACAUGUCACCCUCGCUCCUCUCGGCAUGGUUCACUGCACGACGGAUGAUGUUGACCUCUGUGGCACAUACUUUAUCCCAAAGGGUACAAUUUUACAUGCAAACAUUUGUGCUGCACAUCACGACCCGUCGCAGUGGGAACGUCCCCAUCACUUUUUCCCAGAAAGGUUCAUUUCUUCUGACGGAAGCAAGCACCUUCAGCAUGACAGCUUUCUCCCAUUUUCCUUCGGAAAACGUCGCUGUCCUGGUGAGUUAUUAGCAAGGCACGAGUUAUUUCUUUUCCUAGUGGGAAUUAUUCAUCAGUUCUCAGUUACGAUCGAUCCAUCUGAGAUUGAGGAUUGUCUUAAACCAAAAUUAGGGGUUUCCGCUACUCCUAAGCCACACUUGUUAGAAUUUCAUCAACGCCAAUGACAUUGAUCUUUAUUAUACUACAAAUUUUUUCAUAGAUACAUUGUAUACACACAUAUAGCAGUACGUUCUUUCGAAAAUAAAACCUAACCAGUAUUCGUUUUCAUAGUA
Messenger RNA from Folsomia candida, 1631 nucleotides. Its product is annotated as cytochrome P450 2C15. Gene Ontology annotation, cellular component: cytoplasm; intracellular membrane-bounded organelle. The transcript is spliced from 7 exons. Lineage: Eukaryota; Metazoa; Arthropoda; Collembola; Entomobryomorpha; Isotomidae. Gene Ontology annotation, molecular function: iron ion binding; heme binding; oxidoreductase activity, acting on paired donors, with incorporation or reduction of molecular oxygen, reduced flavin or flavoprotein as one donor, and incorporation of one atom of oxygen. The coding region runs from base 21 to 1523 and encodes 500 amino acids. The record is from RefSeq and is a predicted model, not a curated record. Gene Ontology annotation, biological process: xenobiotic metabolic process.